Molecule: messenger RNA, 873 nt
Organism: Populus euphratica (Euphrates poplar)
Lineage: Eukaryota; Viridiplantae; Streptophyta; Magnoliopsida; Malpighiales; Salicaceae
Product: histone deacetylase-like protein
Exons: 2
Coding region: 302-736 (144 amino acids)
Source: RefSeq, a predicted model, not a curated record
AAGUUUCGCAAGCAAGAGAGGCUGGUGUGACAGGCGAGGAGGACUGCCUUGUCCUGAGCUACUAAUCUCACGAUCUACAAGAAACUAUUCCCAACACGCGUCUCAAACGCCAAACAGUGGAAGACGGCAAGCAAUGAAUGGUGGCUUGAUUCGAGGGUCGGUCCAGCCCACGUGUCCAAACACAAGCAGCCAUUUUUGUCAGCUCCCAAGCUCUUGGCUCCUCUUGUCUCUAUAUAUUGAACCAUCUCCCCGCCAUGAAUAGUUGAAUUGAACCUUGAAAGAGGAGACCCAAAGAGAGAAUAUGGCCAUCAGAACCACUUGUCGCCUCAAUCUCUCGCCUCCAGGCUCUGGCUCAACCCCCCCUUCUUCCUCUACAAAGAACUCCCAGGUUGCCUGGUUCAAGAACGAAAAGUGGAGGAAUCGAUGUGUACUGGGCGCGGCGUGCAUGAUAAUUGGACUUGAAAUGGGUGGUGGUUUAGUGGGUGGUGAGGAUCUCGCCAUGGCUAGGGAGAUGCAGGUGGCCGUGGAAUCAAAAGAAAACUUGAAGGGGCCAAGGUGGAGUGACAAGAGAAUGUGCCCUCCUUGGAGUCGGAAUUCGCUAGAGACUAUUGUGCCCGAGAACCUUCCAAGGCCAUCGGCUCAUAGGAGGCGGGAGGAGGUUGGCUUUUCCCAGAACAAUGCUCCGGCCGUCAAAGUGAUUGUGAUCAAAAGAAGCAACGGUUGCUUCUCCAUGUAAAACAUACACAAUUUCAUUUUUCAUAGCAUACAUGUAUUUUGUUAAGAAGUUUAGGAAAAGGAUCGUAUAUGUAUACAAUAUGAUUAGUAAACAUUGUUGAAAUACAUCAAUAAGAUUUACCAAUUAGCUUCAAGUGA